Trematosphaeria pertusa is the source of this 1521-nucleotide messenger RNA. Its product is annotated as DnaJ-domain-containing protein. Gene Ontology annotation, biological process: translational initiation. Gene Ontology annotation, molecular function: protein-folding chaperone binding. The transcript is spliced from 4 exons. Gene Ontology annotation, cellular component: cytosol. Lineage: Eukaryota; Fungi; Ascomycota; Dothideomycetes; Pleosporales; Trematosphaeriaceae. The record is from RefSeq and is a predicted model, not a curated record. The coding region runs from base 68 to 1180 and encodes 370 amino acids.
CUGCACAUCCCAGACUUUCGACGCGUAUACACGAGAUACCCCAUCAUCUCCAACUGACUACUUCGCAAUGGUCAAAGAGACCAAGCUCUACGAUUCAUUAAGCAUAUCACCGACCGCUACGCAAGAUGAAAUCAAGAAAGCCUAUCGCAAGAUGGCGCUGAAAUGGCAUCCGGACAAGAACAAGGACAAUCCGGCUGCUGCCGAGAAAUUCAAAGAAUGUUCACAAGCCUACGAGAUCCUGUCCGACCCCGAAAAGCGCAAGACCUACGACCAGUUCGGUCUCGAAUUCCUGCUUCGCGGCGGCGCACCUCCGCCCGAGGGCGGUGCCAGCCCUGGCGGCAACCCAUUCGAAGCAGGCGGCUUCCCCUUUGCAAGCGCAGGUGGCAUGCCUGGUGGGACGCGGACAUUCCAUUUCUCAACCGGAGGUGGCAGCGGAGGCUUCCAUUUCUCGAAUCCGGAAAGCAUAUUCUCAGAGUUCUUGCGCGGCGGAGGGGCGAAUUUUGGCGGAGGAGACGAUGACGAAUUCGGUGGAUUCGGCAUGGGAGGAAUGCCGGGCGGUAUGCCGGGCGGUAUGGGCGGGGGAGCGAAAAGGAGAGGGCCGGGUGGGUCAAGGUUUGAUGGUGGGAGAAGGCAACCGGCACCCGAAGUCACCGUCGUCGAGAAGCCGCUACCGGUAUCAUUGGAGGAGCUAUUCAAUGGCACCACGAAGAAGAUGAAGAUCAAGCGGAAGACUUACGACCCGGCAACCGGCAAACAAAGCACACAAGACCGGAUCCUCGAGGUGCCGAUUAAGAAAGGCUUGAAGGCGGGCAGCAAGAUCAAGUUCUCGGAUGUCGGUGAUCAGGUAGAGGGCGGGACACAGGAUCUGCACUUCAUUGUGUCAGAGAAACCCCAUCCUCUUUUCACCCGCGAAGGCGACGACAUCAAGCACAUCGUCGAACUUGACCUCAAAGAAGCCCUUACUGGCUGGCGACGGACCGUACAAACGAUCGACGGAAAGCAAGUAGCCGUCAGCAGUGGCGGACCUACCGGACCGACCUUCACCGAACGUUUCCCGAAUCUCGGAAUGCCAAAGAGCAAGAAGCCCAACGAGCGCGGCGACUUCGUCGUGGGCGUACGCAUCAAGUUCCCGACAUCGUUGACGGCACACCAGAAAGAGCAGCUCAAGCAGAUUCUGUGAGAACGGCAUCCAUUUACUUGCGCCGCGGCGCAUGCAUCACUACCAACAGAUCGACACGAUUAAAAGCCCGGCCGGCUCGAGAAUAAUACCUUUCUACUCUUGUUAUUAUCUUCUCUCUUGGUUUCUCAUAAAGCUACAGCGUGGUUGCUGAGCGAAAGGCGUUGGACGGUCUACUAGCAUCGGGGCUUCUAUCGGACCUUUACAUCCCAUACUUUACCUCUGGAAGGGACUGAAUACGGAGGAAGAUCAUACGUUUGAUGAAGGAUGAAUGAAUGAGGGGACGAAGCGAACGACAUAUCUCGAAUAGGACGAAACUAGCGAAUUCAAAAUGGUUGUUGGUG